CUUUUACUGAGUUCAGAAAAGCAGUGAGUAGAUGUUUUAAGCAGCAGCGUUUUGUGAACUUAAGUAGCAGUGAGGAUAUUCAAUACAUUGUAAUACAACUAAUAAGGAAGUAAGUCACUUAGGGAGGUGACUUUCUUUUGAAAAUGAAGUGCCAGUAUACCAGCCAGAAAGAACAAUCCAGCCCCUGUGUUAAAAAGGAUGAAGGUGAUUACAACAAAGAUUCACCAGCAUCAAAUCAAACAUCACCUUUCAAGGAUUAUGCAGAUGCUUAUCUUCAAGAAAAUAAAUCGAUGAAUACUAAAAUUAGAAGUUUAGAUUUUAAAGAUGAAGUAGAGCCAAUCUACAAUAAAGAAAAUAGAGAAGAUCUGUCUAGCUCUAGAUUUAGUGAUGGCGGGGGGUGUGGGUCUGAUUUUACCCUGAGCAGUAGCCCACAAGAAGACAGUGGAUACCUGUCUUUUUGUAGCAGUCAGGGCUGUAGCUCAUUUGAUCAUGUACAAGUUGACUCUAAAAUAGCUGCAGAUUGUUGUAAUCCCAAAGUAACUGUUUUCCACACACCUGGUAUAGCAAGACCCAUAAGAGAACUCCAAAAUGCUUCUCCAACUGACUUGAAACUGCUCCCAGCCCUGCAGUUUGAGCAUGCAGUUUGUUCUGCCUUGAUAAACUGCCAUAAAAAAACUCAGAAAUUUGAUUGGACUUUAAUUGAUAAAAUUGCAGGGAAUUUUAGUCUCCAUAACAUAAUAGGGAGAAAAAUGGGACUCGAACAUGUGGAUAUUCUACAGGAGCUGCUGCAGAGAGACAUGAAACAUCUUCUAGCAAAGUUACUACGUUGUCUUGGGGAUAUUGAUCUUAUAAACUUUGCAAGGGUGAGCAAAACCUGGCAACGGAUCAUCUGUGAGGAUAAAUUGGCAACCCAGAUGCACACAGAAGCUAAAGCGAGGCUAAUGGCAAGUUCUACAAAAAGCCAAUCGGAGGUUACUACGAGGAACAAUGUCAUUUCCAGGGUAGUGUUAUCUUGUAUUCAAGGAUUGGCUUCAACACCCAUUCAGACACCAUUAGGGGGGACAACACAGAAAAAAAUGAACCAGAGCAAUAGAUCUCAACCAAGUCGACAUACAGAGUUUCAAAAGGCUGCCAAUAAGCUAAAACAGCAAGAGUCUCAAAAAAAAUGUGGACAUUGUGGGUCUCCUGCAAAGUUUUAUCCACACCUUCAGAGGGCGACGUGUACCCGUGCAAGCUGCAGUUCUGACUUUUGCACAGAAUGUCGCUGUGAAUACCAUGGUUUGUCAAAUUGUGUAACUCGAAAAAUAGAAACCUAUAGCAAGAAAUCCGGACCAUUACCAGGAAGUAGCAAGAGCAAAAGGAACUUGAAAAGACUUUAAUAUAUAUAUAUAUUGUCACAGGAAUUUAAUACUAUUUUUUUAAAACAUUUUUUUA
This is a messenger RNA of Polyodon spathula (Mississippi paddlefish), 1434 nucleotides long. It is a transcript of the gene fbxo5, whose product is annotated as F-box protein 5. Lineage: Eukaryota; Metazoa; Chordata; Actinopteri; Acipenseriformes; Polyodontidae. The record is from RefSeq and is a predicted model, not a curated record. Gene Ontology annotation, molecular function: protein binding. Gene Ontology annotation, biological process: regulation of mitotic nuclear division; negative regulation of meiotic nuclear division. The coding region runs from base 144 to 1379 and encodes 411 amino acids. Gene Ontology annotation, cellular component: nucleus. The transcript has 5 exons.